Messenger RNA from Lasiosphaeria miniovina, 1311 nucleotides. Its product is annotated as AP-2 complex subunit MU. Gene Ontology annotation, molecular function: clathrin-cargo adaptor activity. Bases 1 to 1311 code for a protein of 436 amino acids. Lineage: Eukaryota; Fungi; Ascomycota; Sordariomycetes; Sordariales; Lasiosphaeriaceae. The transcript is spliced from 2 exons. The record is from RefSeq and is a predicted model, not a curated record. Gene Ontology annotation, cellular component: AP-2 adaptor complex; cytoplasmic vesicle. Gene Ontology annotation, biological process: intracellular protein transport; clathrin-dependent endocytosis.
AUGCUGUCGGGGAUUCUGAUCUUUAACCAAAAGGGCGAAAACCUGAUUUUCCGGGCGUUCCGCAACGACUGCCGACCUCGCCUGGCCGACGUGUUCCGCAUCCAGGUCAUCAGCAACGCCCAGGUGCGCUCCCCCAUCCUCACGCUCGGCAGCACCACCUUCAGCCAUGUCAAGCACGAAAACAUCUACCUCGUCGCCAUUACCAAGAGCAACGCCAAUGCCGCCCUAGUCUUCGAGUUCCUUUACCGCCUCAUCCAGCUUGGCCGCGGCUACUUUGGCAAGUUCGACGAGGAGGCCGUCAAGAACAACUUCGUGCUAGUCUACGAGCUUCUCGAUGAGAUCAUCGACUUUGGCUACCCCCAGAACACCGAGACCGACACGCUCAAGAUGUACAUCACGACCGAGGGCGUCAAGUCGGAGCGCGCCGCCGAGGAGUCGGCCAAGAUCACCAUGCAGGCUACGGGGGCGCUCUCGUGGCGCAAGGCCGACGUCAAGUACCGCAAGAACGAAGCCUUUGUCGACGUGAUCGAGGAUGUCAACUUGCUGAUGAGCGCGACCGGCUCCGUCCUGCGCGCCGACGUCACGGGCCAAAUCAUCAUGCGCGCGUACCUCAGCGGGACGCCAGAGUGCAAGUUUGGCCUCAACGACCGCCUGCUGCUCGACAACGACGGCCUACUGAGCCUGCCGAGCGGCAACCGCAUGGGGAGCAAGGCAACUAAGGCGGCCGCCGGGAGCGUCACGCUCGAGGACUGCCAGUUUCACCAGUGUGUCAAGUUGGGCAAGUUCGACAGCGACCGCAUCAUCAGCUUCGUGCCGCCCGACGGCGAGUUCGAGCUCAUGCGCUACCGCGCCACGGAAAACGUCAACCUGCCCUUCAAGGUGCACGCCAUUGUCAACGAGGUGGGCAAGACAAAGGUCGAGUACAGCAUCGGCGUGCGCGCAAACUUUGGCUCCAAGCUCUUCGCCACAAACGUCAUUGUCCGCAUCCCCACACCGCUCAACACUGCUAGGAUCACGGAGCGCUGUACCCAGGGCAAGGCCAAGUACGAGCCGGCUGAGAACAACAUUGUGUGGAAGAUUGGCCGGUUCACGGGCCAGAGCGAGUUCGUGCUGAGUGCCGAGGCCGAGCUGACGAGCAUGACUAACCAAAAGGCCUGGAGCCGGCCGCCCCUGAGCAUGAACUUUAGUCUCUUGAUGUUCACGAGCUCUGGCCUGCUGGUACGGUACCUCAAGGUGUUUGAGAAGAGCAACUAUUCGAGCGUGAAAUGGGUGAGGUAUAUGACCAAGGCUGGAAGCUAUGAAAUUAGGUGA